Messenger RNA from Leptinotarsa decemlineata (Colorado potato beetle), 1789 nucleotides. RefSeq names its product ran-binding protein 3 (gene RanBP3). NCBI's taxonomy places the organism in Eukaryota, Metazoa, Arthropoda, Insecta, Coleoptera, Chrysomelidae. Gene Ontology annotation, biological process: protein export from nucleus. The record is from RefSeq and is a predicted model, not a curated record.
AUAUGUUGGUUGGCAAUAUAGCAACAUUGGCAACAUUUAAUAAAUUAUUACAAAAGAUGGCGGAACCAAAUAAAAGUAAUGGUGAUGGAAUAGUUAAACCAGCAGUAUUGCAUCCACCCAUUAUUAUGAAGGUGGAUAGUCCUGAAGGGCCAAAUGGAAAUGAAAUUGAAGACAAUGAAAAGAAUACAAAUGACCACAACAAAGAAGAUUUCAAAGUGUGUAGUCCCUUUAGGUCUUCCAUAACGAGUGCCCCCAAUCCGUUUGCAUCAUCUCAGAAUAGAAUAUCAAAAGGUAUUCUAAAACCACCACAGUUCAACUUGAAUAGUUCAACUGGACCCAGUAGCAAGCCCUUCGUUCUGAAACCAAGUCAACUUAAUCCUUUGGCCAAAAGGUCUGAUAAUAGUGAUAAAAUUAACAGUGAUAAAAGUGAUAACAGUGAUAAAAACAAUCAAGUUAAUGGUGAAACACCAAAAUUUGUUCCCCUAAUUGUUCCCGAAAGUAAAAUCCAACAACAAACUGUUAUACCAAAUCCCUCGAAGCACUCACCUUCACCACCCAACAGUGUUUCCAAUAGUACUUUUGUAUUUGGAGAAAAUUUACAAGAAAGAGUUUACGCUGGAGAAAAUAAACAGGAGGAACCAAAAGCUUCAACAAGUUUGGGUUCCAAUGGCACAUCAGAAAUGCUUUUUAGUAGUGCUAUUAAAAGCGACAUCAAAACUGAUGGUAUCACAAAAGAAAAGGAAGUGAAAUCUUUGAGUGAAUCAGCUAGAGAAUAUGAAGAAACGUCGAGGGCAAAUAAAAGAAAAUAUGAAGAAGUAGAAGUAAUAACUGGUGAAGAAGAUGAAAAUAAUAUUUUGAAAAUAUCAUGUAAAUUAUUUUCUUUUGACAAAGUUUCAAGCAGUUGGCAAGAACGAGGAAGAGGUACACUUAGGUUGAAUGAUUUUGAAAAUGAUGACCAUAUAGGAAGUAGAAUAGUCUUCCGGACUACAGGAAGUUUGAGGGUUAUACUCAAUACUAAGAUUUGGGCUGAAAUGGUUGUUGAUAAAGCGAGUGACAAAAGCAUUAGGAUAACUGCUCUGGAUGCUAAUGGAGAAGUUAAAGUUUUUCUCAUAAUGAGUACCAUUGAAGAUUCCAGUAAAUUAUAUAACCAUCUUCUUCCUCGUCUAGAAAGGGAAAUAUUUUCACAAAAACAUAAAAAGGCACAUAUACCAACCAAGAGUGAUUCGAAGAGCAACUAACUUGGGACAGCUUUUGAAUAUACAUACAAAAAUUCAUAGCAGCGUUUUGUGAUUGGUAGAUUAUUCUAUCAAUGGUAAAUUAUGUGUUGGAAAUCCGAUGUGCAAGUUUCUAUACAACACCCUGUACCUGACAGAAUGCACUGUAAAAUCUAUUCUGUUCUCAAUUACCAAUUCGCUAGAGUUAAAGUAGUAUAUUUAUUAUAAGGCAUUAUUUGAAACAUGUUUUAUUGGAUGUAAAUUUACAAGUUUGAUGGUGAAUCAAAUGUUAGAGAGUUAUGAAAAAAUUUUUCUCUCAGGUAUAGACUUAGUACUUUGUCUGUUCGUAAUUGGUAAUUCAGAAAUAUGUACAGUUUAUUGGAAUAUUGAAUCCACUAAUGGUUAAUAUAGCAGUCAGAUUUCAAAACUAUAUAAAUACAUGAAUUUUCAUUUUGUAAAUUUCUUAAUUAUCGAAUGUGAAUGUUAUAUUUUGGCUUAUACUUCGCUAGCCGUGUUUGAAUGUAUGGUUAAUUAUAUUUUGUAAUUCUUAGGCAAUAAAUUGAAUUUUAACAGAA